Messenger RNA from Xenopus tropicalis (tropical clawed frog), 8916 nucleotides. RefSeq names its product GREB1 like retinoic acid receptor coactivator (gene greb1l). The coding region runs from base 718 to 6639 and encodes 1973 amino acids. Gene Ontology annotation, cellular component: membrane. The record is from RefSeq and is a predicted model, not a curated record. NCBI's taxonomy places the organism in Eukaryota, Metazoa, Chordata, Amphibia, Anura, Pipidae. The transcript has 34 exons.
CAGUCAGUCAGUCGGACAGCCCCCAACUUAAAGCUACAGUUCCUGGAGAUGUUAUCUGCCAUUCACUCUCCACAGUAUGUUCAGUCUUAAGAGCAUCUGUCACUCCAGGAAUUGUAAGAUGGAUGGGUCUCAAGUGAACUGCUGCUGCAAGCAAAUGGGGAUAUGAGAAAGGACUUGGUGAUUGUUGGUAUGGCCAGGGAACAGACAACAAGGCAAUACUGUUAGAAACCAAGAGUAAGCCAUGGAGCCGAGGAGAGAACAAAGAUGGAUGGCAUAUCAUAUUCUAUAAACCCUGAAAAGCAACAUUAUCAUGUGUCCUGUGAUCUAGGGUGGUAUUUUCACAGCACUCUUGGCCUGCUGCUUCGCCUUUUACAUGGAAUAUAAUUUCAGGAAUAAGGCUGAUGGAUUUUUAUGUACGUGUUAAGCGUGCUAUCAGAAUUUUCGUAAAGGAAUUUGGCUGCAUCUUGGAAUUUUUUUUUCUCAAAACAGUUUUUGUAUUUUUAACGCCAGUUUAGAAAGAACUAAUUUGUAUUUAACAAAUGGGUUCAGGGUGAUGCCAAGUUUUCCUACAGUUCUGCUCUGUGGAGAGAAAUUAACUGGACUUCUUAUCACUAAAGUUAAGAAUUAUUAUAAAGGGGUUUGAUAGCCAUUCAAUGACCAUACACUCAAUAUCUCCAUCAUGUUUUUGAUCCUGGCCAACUAAAAAAAAAAAGGGUCAUGGGGAACUCUUAUGCUGGGCAGCUGAAAUCUGCCCGUUUUGAGGAAGCUCUUCACAAUUCAAUAGAAGCCUCCCUUCGGUGCAGCAAUGUUGUGCCACGGCCAGUCUUCUCACAGCUCUACUUAAAUGCUGACAGCUCGACAUUCUCACCUGAAGGUGUUGAUGUAAAGCCUAAAGUGGAGGAGUUGGACAAGGAUUUAGUACACCGGUACACUCAGAAUGGCAGCUUGGAUUUUUCUACUAGCCAACCAGUUUCUGAAUUGGAGGAGGAUGAUGAGGAUGAUGAGAUGUCAGAUUCAAACAGUCCUCCUCUACCAUAUGCCCAAAAACCAGCACCAGAAGGAUCUUGCACUAUAGAUGGUUUCUGCCAGGCAGGAAAAGACUUGCGGUUGGUGACACUUUGCACAGAACAGUUUGACGUUCCAGCAGGAUUCCUUUUAGUUGGAGCAAAGACUCCCAGCCUUCCAGACCACAUUCUCGUCUGCGCUGUUGACAAAAGAUUUUUGCCAGAUGAUGAUGGAAAAAAUGCACUUUUAGGGUUCUCUGGGAAUUGUGUUGGCUGCGGAGAGAGAGGUUUCCGAUACUUCACAGAGUUCUCUAACCACAUAAAUCUAAAGCUCACAACCCAGCCAAAAAAGCAAAAGCACUUAAAGUAUUAUCUUGUACGCAAUUCACAAGGAGUCUUGUCCAAAGGUCCCCUCAUCUGCUGGAAAGAGACUCGAAAUCGCCAAUAUCCUGCUGUAAUUCCACCGGCCAAACCACUAACAUCUAUAUCCGCAACCUCAAUUUUGGAAAAUGGAAAUUGCAAUGGAUACAAACCAAGCUUUCCUCAUUCAGAUCUUACAUCCUUCACCUCUGCCAAAGUGCCCCCUACAGUUCACUCAAGUACCCCUCAGGAUCUUUCACGAAACAAGGGAAUUGUGAAACCUCUUGCGCUGCCUGUGCAUAUUGUUGGAAAGACAUUUCCUGCAGCACCUUCUACAAUUCAAGCUCCAGAGAUCUCUAAUGGAACUUUAAAUGGAGGUAGAGCAACUGUAUUAAAUUCUACGCCUUCUCAGCCAGCCCCUCAUUCAACUUCUCCAAGUCCCGGUUGUGUUGCUGGAGAUCAUGGUAUGAAGACAAUGAUUUCAUUUUCUGGCCCACCAAAGAAAAGACACAGAGGAUGGCCUCCAGGAUCUCCAGUACUAGCGCCAAUGUUAGCAACAGCCGCACCAACUGCUCGGCCAGUCACACAAACUGCCGCUUUGCCACAGACAGUUUUGGGAGGAGUUUUUCAGCCUCAGCCUAUUCCAGCUGGUGAAACUGUGAUUGUUCCAGAAAAUCUAUUGAAUAAUUCUGGCAUCCGGCCUGUCAUUCUUAUAGGUUAUGGGGCUUUGCCAUACUUCUAUGGGAAUGUGGGAGACCUUGUUGUUAGCCCUUUACUAGUGAAUUGCUACAAAUUGCAAGAACUAGAAAAGAAGGAGCUGGACCAGAUGGGGGUGUCUAGUUGGCAGUUCUUGAGUGUGGAGAACAUGAUUCUGCUAACGAUACAGUACCUUGUGCGACUAGGUCCAGAUCAAAUACCAAUCCGUGAAGUCUUUGAGCAGAUUGUGCUGAAAGCUCUGCAGGAUUUAAAUUAUAAAGACCACUCCUUGCAAACAUCCCCUGCAGCCUUUCACGUGUCACAGGCCCAGUUGCCAUGGCUUGCCCGCCUGUCGGCCAGUGUUUCUCAGGACUUGGUGCAUGUGCUCAUUACACAGAAUUCCUUGGCAGAGGGCAUUUCCGAGACCCUGAGAUCUCUGUCUGAAAUAAAGCAGCAACAGAAGCUCCCAGACUAUGUAGUAGUAAUUUGUUCGUCAAAGGUGCGGGGCAAUGAAUUCUGUGUGAUAGCACUGGGCAAGUACCAGUCUCGCAUUGUAGCGGAGAGCAUGCUGACCACUAGUGAGUUUCUGAAGGAAAUCAGCUAUGAACUUAUCACUGGCAAGGUCAGCUUCCUGGCUUCUCAUUUCAAGAGCACAUCUCUGGGUGACGAUUUAGACAAGUUACUGGAGAAGAUACAGCACAAAAGAGCAGACCAUGUAGUGGUGCCUUUUAACGGGGAUGUAAAAGAAUGUGUCUCAUCUCAGGAAGCAGCAAGCAUGACACCAACCCAUGGGAGAGGUUGUGACUCAGAAGGCUUCCACAUAUAUCAGUCUCAGCUGUUGAUAGCACGGAAGCUUUUGUCCCAAGUGUGCGCCAUAGCAGACAGUGGAAGCCAGAGCCUUGAUUUGGGGCGAUUCAGCAAAGUUGAUUUUAUGAUCGUGGUUCCUCGUUCAGAAGUCUUGGUACAGCAGACCAUCUGCAGGAUUAGACUUUCAGGGGUUCUAUCAGACCUGGGCCUAGAAGAAACAACAACAGCACACCAGAAAGCAGAUAAAUAUGUGCUCAGGCUUGAUGGGGAAAUUCAUGCUAAAUUCGAUGCCUUCAUGAAGAAAGUGAAACAAAACCCAUACACACUGUUUGUCCUCAUUCACGACAAUUGUCAUGUAGAUUUAACAAGUUUUACUUCUGGAACCCUUUCUCAUGGAGAGCCUACUAUUGGCUUGUCUGAUCGCAUCAUCAACAGCCAAGAAGUGCAAGAAGCCCAGAACCUUAUUGUGCUCCAAGUCAGCUCUUUCCCAUAUGCCUUACAAACACAACAGUCCAAAAUCAGCCCCUGCAAUGAGGUUCACUGGAUCCAGUCUGACACUGCAGAGGAAGUAGCCAGUGAACAAAAGCUUUACUUUGGAAUAAAUGAGUACAGCAAAUCUCUUCAAUGGGGGAUUACCAGUCCUCUUCUGCGGUGUGACGAGACAUUUGAAAAAAUGGUCAAUACCCUCUUGGAAAGGUACCCCAGGCUUCACAGCAUGGUGAUACGAUGCUACCUCCUUAUCCAGCAGUAUUCCGAAGCACUGAUGGCCCUUACAACAAUGGCAUCCCUGAGAGACCAUAUCACACCAGAGACACUAAACAUCAUGGAUGACCUUCUCAGCUCUCCAGCAAAAGACAAGAGUGGGAGAGGACACAUGCUCAUAAUCAGAGUUCCUUCAGUGCAGUUAGCCAUGCUGGCAAAGGAAAGGCUUCAGGAAGUGAGAGACAAGCUUGGUUUGCAGUAUCGCUUUGAAGUCAUCCUUGGAAAUCCUGCUUCAGAGCUCAUUAUUUCUAAGCACUUUGUGACUAGAUUAAAGUUUUGGAGAGGAUAUGAUGAUGAUGAAGACUGGAUUCCAAGAACCUUUUUGGACCUUGAAGGACUUCCUUGCAUUGUAAUUCUUGCUGGCAAAGAUCCUUUUGGAGAAACAUUCCCAAGAUCUCUGAAAUAUUGUGACCUUAGGCUUAUUGAUUCAAGCUUUUUAAGUCGGACAGCCUUGGAACAAGAAGUGGGUUUGGCUUGCUGUUACGUCUCUAGAGAGGUUGUAAGAGAACCCAUGACUGUUCUGGACCUCAGUGAAAAGGAGGCAGACAAGGACAAUACCAGUGGCAAUGACUCUGAUGAACUCUAUAUCGAUUUGGAUCGACCCCAGAGUAACGGCAGUGCUGUGACUGGAACUUCAGGUUCCAUUGCAGAAAAUGGGGUCAGCUCAUCAAGUGCUGCGGAUGAUUCUCAGAGGCAGCCACUGGCCUUCAACUUCCAGAAUGUGGCAAACAGCACUGUAGAUGAAGGAACAUAUCCAAACUCCACUGCCAGUGAUCUUGGCAAGCCAGAGUGUGACUCACUGGGAAGCCAAAUGGCUAGUAGCACUACUAAAUUAUCCCCACCAUCAUCACAGACUUUCAAAUGGAAUGACCAAUCGGGAAGAGAGGCUUUGCAUUUAGCCCUGCCUCGUAUCGUCAUCCUUUCCAAGGCCACCUAUAACCUUCUUGACACACAAAAAAAUGGCCAGGCACCUACUACAAUUUCCCUUUUGCCCCAUGCCGAUGUUUCUUGGCUGAGAACUUUGAGGCCUUCAAUUUCUACCGAUAUGACUACUGAAGACCAGUCCUUGUACUACAGGCAAUGGACCACAGCAAAGCCACACCAUGCAGAUUAUACUAACUCCAGUGAACCUAACGGAAUGAGGUCUGCUCAUACACGACGUCUGCUUUUGACUGGACCUCCACAGGUAGGGAAAACUGGUGCCUACUUACAGUUCCUCAGAAUCCUUUACCGCAUGCUUAUUCGCCUUCUCGAAGUGGAUGUGUAUGAUGAGCAGGAAAUAAAUGCAGUUGAGGAGAGUGAGAUAGACGAAAUCUCUCCGCCUGACUUUAGCCAAUGGCCUGACAUUGAAGUCUUUAGCAAAACGCAAUUUGACGUCACUGUGCAUGAUCCAAAGUAUCGACAUAUCAGCCCUCUGUAUACAGAACGCAACUCGCAUGGGAAACCAGACUCCCAAGCGGAAAUGAAGCCAGAGGAACCAAGAAAACGUGAGACGGUUUCCAUGAUGUUGACUAAAUAUGCAGCUUACAAUACCUUCCACCACUGUGAGCAGUGCCAUCAGUAUAUGGAUGUCAGUUCUACGUCACAGAUGCCAGAAUCCACUUUGCAUGCCUUCACUUUCUCUUCAUCGAUGCUUGGAGAAGAGGUCCAGCUUCACUUUAUCAUCCCUAAAUCUAAAGAACACCAUUUUGUCUUCAGUAAACAAGGAAAGCACCUGGAGAGCAUGCGCCUUCCCUUGGUGACUGAUAAACAAAACCCAAAUAUGGUGAAGAGCCCAAUUUUUACACCUUCUAGUGGCCGUCAUGAACACGGACUGCUAAAUCUAUACCAUGCCAUGGAAGGUAUCGGCCAUCUGCACAUCAUGGUUGUCAAAGAGUAUGAAAUGCCACUAUACCGGAAAUAUUGGUCCAAUCACAUUAUGCUGGUGCUGCCUGGGAUGUUUAACAAUGCUGGAGCAGGUGCUUCAAGAUUCCUUAUUAAAGAGUUGUCCUACCAUAACUUGGAGCUGGAGCGCAACCGCCUGGAAGAACUAGGAGUCAAGCGCCAAUGUGUUUGGCCCCUUAUUGCCAUAAUGGAUGAUUCUUGUGUUCUGUGGAAUCUACAUAGUAAGGUUCCUGAGCAGAUGAGCCCUUCUUUGGAAACAGAGAGCUUGGUUAGGAAUGUGUCCCUGAAAAACGUCUUGCAGCAUAUGGAGGGGACACCAAAGAUUACUAAUUAUGCCAUGCUGGGGAUACAGAAGUGGAACAGCAAACUGAGUUCAUCUUUGCCAAAGCGCCCAUUCUCUAGGUGCCACGUUCAUGAUUUUAUCCUUCUCAACGUAGACCUGACGCAGAAUGUCCAAUAUGAUCUGAACAGGUAUUUUUGUGAGGACGUUGACUUUAAUUUGAGAGUAAACAGUGGGGGCCUGCUGAUAUGUCGCUUCAACAACUUCAGCCUCAUGAAGAAACACAUACAGGUUGGAGGGCACAAGGACUUUAUUAUAAAGCCAAAAAUAAUGGUUAGUUUGAUAACAGAAAGCUUGGCUCCCAUAUCCCCAAUGCAGUACGUGUGCGCCCCAGACAGUGAACAGACUCUGCUGGCUGCUCCUGCCCAAUUCUUGCUGGAAAAGUUUCUACAGCACAGUUCUCACAGACUCUUCCCAAAGGCUCUUAACAACUGUAGGAAUCCCUUACUCGCUGUGGACUGUUAUUUGAAUUUGGGCCCUGAGGUGACUCUGUGCUAUGUGAGCUCCAGGCCGCACUCGGUGAAUGUCAGCUGUGAGGGAAUGGCUUUCAGCGGAUUGCUGCUCUACUUGUGCGACUCCUUUGUCUGUGCAGGGAUGCUGAAAAAAUACAAAUUUCUUAAAGGUGCAACACUUUGUGUAAUCUGCCAAGACAGAAGUUCCCUCCGUCAGACCAUCGUGCGCUUGGAGCUGGAGGAUGAAUGGCAGUUUCGCCUACGGGAUGAGUUCCAGACUGCCAACAGCAGUGAUGACAAACCACUGUAUUUCCUGACAGGACGCCACAUCUGAGUUUGGGAAAAGACUGCUGUGGAAAUGGUGAUAUGGACUCUAGCCGUCGCCAUGGCACAAGUGCAAAUAUGCCUGUGUGAGCACAGCUCUUUUUGGAAGGUCGACGUUCUAAUACAACCUCUUCCAUUGCGCACUCACACAGAGAGGACUUCCUUGCGGAGCCAAAAUUAACUUACUUAUUGGGAUCACUCUUGAACUGGGAAAAGUGUGUUCUUUUGUUACCUCACUGGCUUGGAUGAGCCCCUUCAUAACAAAUACUAAUUCACCAAAAAUGCCCUUGUAGGUUGCAAACAGUCAGUUCUGUUGCACCACUUCUCAGGGCUUCACAGUAACUGCCUUUUGGAUAACCAAGCAACUUUGGUCUUUAUUCUUUUUAGUGUUGGCUUUGGGCAUUGAACGUUGGUUUUACAGUGCUCUCUAAGCACCCACCUUACUCUGCUCCAUGCAAUACUCACUAAUAUUAAUGGCACCUCUUCUCCUUCUCACAUCUGUUUGACUUUACACUUUACCCCAAAAUGGGUUCAUUCUGAAAGCCAUAUUGCCUUCUAGAAGAGCGAUUCACCCACACACAAGUGUUUUGCUUGUCCCCAAAUAGUUAUGUUAUAUAGUGUUUCCAGCUAUUUUUUUUCUAGAAGGAAACUCCUUUCCACAAGCUUCAGACACACAACACAGUAAGCUAUGGUUUGUGCAUUAUGUUAUAGAAAGGACAACUAAUGGUGGUAGCUUUUGAAGGUAUUUCCUGCUUUAUUGAUCCUUUUAUAGUCCAGUUUGGUAGCCCUUAGCUAUUGUUGUGUUAUGCCCCUAGCAUAGUGUAGGGUAAUAGUAGCUGUAGGAGCUGCAAGGAGAAGCUAUGGGAUCAAGAAAAUCAAUUGGUUUAUUUACAAUCAAUAUAUAAGGUAAUAACGUUUUGUGUAUAUUCAUACCAUAUUCGUGGCUUUCUACUGGAAAAAUAGUAGUUGCCUACUUGCCCUUGUGGAUAGGGGUGAGCCAAGUUGGGACUGGGAAUAGUAAGAGGAACAUAUAUAAAUGCACAGCAUGUCCUACUGAUAUGCAAGUUCCCAAUCUUUCCCUUGGUUCCAUUUUGGUUCCUGCAUAGAAAUUAGAAAUAAUGUUAACGUGUUAAAAAUGAAGUGUUUACAAAUAUAGAACAAAAUAUUUAAUAUAUUAGAAAACAAACUCUUUGCCUACUUGUAAUAUACAGUGAAUUGUGUAGCACAUUUUAAAUUAACUAUUUUAGAGCAAUUUUAUAAGCUUUUUUUUAAUCUUUCUGCAAAUGAAAUAGCUUUGUCUUCUCCUUAAAGUGUAGAUGGCGUAGAAUAGGAUAAACCAGGGCCGCCACCCAGUAAUAGACUUGGCUUCUAAGUUGGCUUUGCUUUAGUGAAUUGAGCUUGGCUAAUCGUCGCUGUCUGGUGGUGCUUGUACAGUACACCCCCCCAUAAUCCAAUUUAGAACUGCUGUUGAGCUCUAGUUUCCCUUAACUUGCUAUUGCUAACCUGUAGCGAUGAUGGAGCACCAUGUUGCCCGGCAUAUUGGUUGCAGCGCUCGUCAAACUGCUGCCGCCCCAAAUAUUUCCUAUCCCAGCUCUACAGCCGACACCACUAAAAUAGAAAUGUAAGAAUGUGCAGGAUUAAAUUCUGCCCUAUGUCUUUCAGUAUUGUCCCCCUCUGUUAACUGUAUUGUGUAUGUGUGUAUUUCACUUUGUUAGUGUCCUUACUGCCAAAGGUUCCUGCGGUGUAAUGUGCUUUAUCUUAGACCUGCUGAAGGUUGUCAAUUUGCACUAAAUACUUGGUUACAGGCAUAGAGAGACAUUUCUACCCCAGGAGGAACAUAUUUUAGCAAAGCAGUGGAUCACCCAUGAAUAAAAGGCUAUUCGUUGUGUGGUCACCUUGCGCCAAAGAAACAAUGAAUGUAAUAUAAGUUGUCUGAACGCUAACUUUAUACUCCCUAAUGUCUAGCCCCUUUGCCCAGGUCGUACAUAACACACACACACUGUCUGUUAGAGCUCAGCGCCAUCUUCAUUUUGGUGAAGUCUAUGUGGAUUUGCUUUUUGCUACCCAGGAAAAAGUCGAAUAUGCUGCUUUAUGAAUGUACUUUAUUGACCAAAAACAUGGUGAAUUAUCUUCACUAGUCAGUCUACCUCAUGCUUUUAUAUAUAUAUAUAUAUAUAUAUAUAUAUAUAUAUUUAUAUAUAUAUAUAUAUAUAAAUAUUGUGUGAAGAAUUAUUGUUCAGUUUGAAUUGUAUUAAGGUUUGGACUGUAUUAAAGUUAUUACUGAAAA